This is a messenger RNA of Ochlerotatus camptorhynchus, 3034 nucleotides long. It is a transcript of the gene Irk1, whose product is annotated as Inwardly rectifying potassium channel 1. The transcript has 9 exons. The record is from RefSeq and is a predicted model, not a curated record. Gene Ontology annotation, cellular component: plasma membrane. Lineage: Eukaryota; Metazoa; Arthropoda; Insecta; Diptera; Culicidae. Gene Ontology annotation, biological process: regulation of monoatomic ion transmembrane transport; potassium ion import across plasma membrane. The coding region runs from base 1423 to 2907 and encodes 494 amino acids. Gene Ontology annotation, molecular function: inward rectifier potassium channel activity.
CGCGGCAGAAAUCAGGAACCACUUGACGGAAAACUUUCCGUCGUCCUUUCGAUACACGACUGUAUGCAUAAUGAUGGCAAAACCACGGGCGGAAAGGAAUGGGAAGCGAAGGAAGCAACCGAAAACCUUUCCCUCCCACAUUUGACGGAGUAUUGAUUGGUGUUUUGUUGAUGUUGUUGUUGGUGGUAUUAUGCGCUUGCCAGGAAUCGUAUCUUCUUCUCCGCCUCUUUCUCCUCAUGAAUAAAACAUCGACUUCCGGGAUGUUGACGUUCGAGAGUAGGUAUCUGUCAUCCCGAGAACUUUUCGUCAGGAUCGGAUUGCUGAUGAUGGAGAUUACAUUCACAAACAAUCCUGGGGCCGUGCGAAAUGAAAUUCGUGACUUUGCCGGACGAACAGGGGGUUUCUCCGAGAUCCAAUGUUGACCGAAUUGGAAAUGGGAGAUGCGAUUUUUAGGAAAUCGAAUUUCGAUAAAAUGUUUAACAACUUCGUGGUGGAUUAUUCGUUGUCACACGGAACGAAAGUGUCAAUUUCCAACUACGUACCUUCCCACCAUUAUCACUGCAUGGACAAAAGCGAAUGCGUUAAAAUAUUCAACAGUUUGGUCAGGUGUCACCGUAGGUGUGUGACACCGUGUUUUGUGGGUUGCAUACAAUACACAAUGACGUUUCGAUAAAGUAUUGGCGCUCCCGCUUCCGAAUUUCGACCGCUUUCCACCGAGCGCGGCCUGCUACGAGGUGAUGAUGACGAUUCAAAUUUCGCACAUGUUUGUAUACUCGGAGGAAUUCACCACAUGGGUUAUUUUUAGCGCUGCUUUCCCCUGUCUGAGAGGGUAAGACAAUUGGCUUCUGGUUUAUUUUUACCCACGACUAGCAUCUUCAUCCAUCGCAAUCAUCACAACCACCAACAACAGGAUUGGGACUUUGGGGGCAAAGAUCGUUCCCCGUGUACCAUCUGAGCCAGAGCGAGUUGAUUAGUUCGGUAGUAGAACCGGACCGCCGACCGAGACAGAGAGUGUGAAUCGUUCGUCCGUCCGUCCGUCCGUCCGUUCGUCGACAUCGGUUGGCUACGGAGUCCAGAAGGGCUACCCCCGACAACCCUGCCGCGACGACGCGCUGGUCGGAGUGAAAAAUCGCGAUUUUGUUUUCGUUUUCUCGUCCGUUUCGAGUGCAAAGUGGAAACGGGAAAAUUUUCACCUUCAAAAGCGUUAUUUUUUUUUCCGCCGUAAAAGUGUCAAACAAAAGGCGAAGGUGGUGGAUCAAAAGUGACAGCUUAAUUAGCUGUCAUUGUCCGCUGAGUUGUGUAGUGCGGCGCGGUGGUGAGGUGACGCGGCCUACUAAUGCUUGCGGUGUUGAUCAUGUGCAUUGGUUAAAUAGACGAGAGUUUGGCGUUUUUACGGUGCGGGAAUUUUAGGUGUUCAUCCGUAUGUUAGGUGUGCUGCUAAUGCCGCCGGUUGGGACCAUGUCAGAACGGUUGAAGCAGUGUCUCAGCGAAGUAUCGAUCGCGAUCGAAAACGACAAGCGGGCCUCCAUUUCGACGGAGCCGGAUUGGCACGAGGAAGUGAACAGAUACCGACAGACGCGGUUCUCAUCGCGACGCAUCCGGAAGCGCGUCAUCUUCAAGCAAGGCGACUGCAACGUUGUGCAGGGGAAUGUCGCUAAACGGCGCCGGCGCUACUUGCAGGACAUUUUCACCACCCUGGUCGACAUCCAGUGGCGCUGGACGUUGGUGGUGUUCGCGUUGAGCUUCGUCCUGUCCUGGUUGGGAUUCGCCAUCAUUUGGUAUCUGAUCUCGUACAGCCAUGGCGACGUGGCCGCUCACGCCAACGGAGAUACUCAACACCAGCCGUGCGUUACGUGCAUAUACGGUUUCACGUCUGCAUUUCUGUUCUCGCUGGAAACGCAGCACACCAUUGGUUACGGAAACCGCUUUGUGACGGAGGAAUGUCCCGAGGCCGUGUUCAUACUGGCCUUGCAGAGCAUCACCGGAGUGUUCAUACAAGCAUUUAUGGUCGGCAUCGUGUUCGCCAAGCUGUCCCGCCCAAAGAAACGUGCCCAGACGUUACUGUUUUCGCGUAACGCCGUCAUUUGCCACCGGGACGGGGUGCCGUGCUUGAUGUUCCGCGUCGGUGACAUGCGCAAGAGCCAUAUCAUCGAGGCGCACGUUACGUCACAGAUCAUCCGAAGGAAGAUCACCAAAGAGGGAGAAAUUAUGCCGUUCUACCAGCAAAACAUGGAGCUCAGCUGCGAUGGCGGCGAUGACCGGUUGAUGUUCAUUUGGCCAACCAUAGUCGUUCAUAAGAUUGAUAAGGACAGUCCGCUGUACAAUCUCUCCGCGCAGGAUAUGCUUCGAGAGCGGUUCGAAAUAGUCGUUAUGCUUGAGGGAGUAGUAGAAUCUACCGGAAUGACAACCCAGGCGCGAAGUAGCUUUCUGCCGUCGGAAGUCCUGUGGGGUCAUCGAUUCGAGUCGGUCGUUAAGUUCAAGCGAGACACCGGAGAGUACGAGGUGGACUACACCAUGUUCAAUAAUACGUACGAAGUGGAUACACCUCUGUGCAGUGCACGGCAACUGCACGAGGUCAAGAAGGAGCUCAACAAGCAAGGGCUAGUUCCGUCUUCGUCGAGCGACGAUUCGGACAGUUCGUCCUCGUCGGACGACGCCGGAUGCGAACCGUCGACGCCACGGCCGGCCAUUAAGCAUUCACACGCCAACGGGUAUCUGCAUUUCAAUGCCACCAAUGGUGGUGGCGCUACCGCUAGAGGUGGGCCCCUGGUCGACAGUAAUCCUAAUAUUGGUGGUGGCGGUGAAGAAGUGACUACCGGUAACGAGGAAUCGCCCUCGGCUAGUCCGAAGCAGCGCAACUUUCGUAAGCUUUCCAUCAAGGAGCCCUCGAUGGAUUCGCUGUGCUGAGGAGCAGGCGGGUCUGUCGCUUUCGUCGCAGUAGGCUGGUUAACCGAUGAUACCGAUGACAGCUCCUCCGCCUCGGCCAUCGCCACCGCAGUAGAACAAGAACAACUACCAAUCUGCGAAGCGGAAC